Monascus purpureus is the source of this 2060-nucleotide messenger RNA. Lineage: Eukaryota; Fungi; Ascomycota; Eurotiomycetes; Eurotiales; Aspergillaceae. The record is from the annotation of a GenBank genome assembly.
GCCCUGCAAGCGCGCAGUGAACGCUUGCUGUAUUCAGUUCAAUCAACAGUGUUUGAUAUUUGUCUGCUGGGGUUAUUUAAACCUGCUCCAUUCCCAUCCCUGCUACUUGCCAGUGUUGCUACUACCUACCACUUAGUUUGUUUCUCAGAAUUCCAAUCCGAUCUUGUUGAUACCUAGUACUACACCGUACUACAACUACUCAUCAGCUUCUUCUAUCCAUCCACUGCCCUCUCUGCUGCGUGAUUAAUAACUACUUUGCAGCUCUUUGUCUCUUUCUAGUAGCAGCCGGUCUCUCCCCCAUCUGUACUUCCCCUUCCCGCAACAACCAUCAAGUACAAUGGCGACGGCGACUGCGGCAGACGCGCAGUUGCUCUACAAGCGCUGCAAGCAAUUGGAUUCGCUAGAGAAGAAGAAAGAUGAACUUAUCGAGGUAGCACUCUCAGUUACCAGGUGCUCAGGGAUUGAUUUGAUUUUUCAAUUGAUGGAAUUCUUCUACAGGAUCUCCUGAAGCGUAUCGCGGAGCUGGAAAAUGCGUAUCAGCAGGAGAAGCUAGAUCGGGAACGCGAGACCCGUUUCAAUCGCGAUAUCCAGCUGCAUGAAAUGACGUUGAUGGAUCAGAUAACGAGGAUCAAGAAUGUUAUGGAACGGGAACCCUUUAUAAUCGUCCUUCUUGACGGAGAUGCGGUGGUGUUCAGAGACGAAUUCCUACAAAAGGGCGAACGGGGCGGACGGGCCGCUGCGAACCAGUUGUGGAUGGCGUUGGAUGAUUUUGUCUCGAACAACUUCUCCGGCAUCACCUCACCCAAGAUAGUGACGAAGAUCUUUGCAAACGUUCAGGGAUUGGGUGAUCUCUGUGUCAAGGCUGGGGUUAUCAAUGAACGUAGAGUGUUUGAAGACUUCGUUCGAGGCUUCAAUAAUAGCAAGGCCCUCUUCGAUCUUGUGGAUAUCGGGUCGGAGAAGGGCAAAGCAAGUGACAAGAUUGAAGAAUGCUUCAAGCUGCAUCUGUACAAUUGCCAUUGCCAUCAGAUCCUCCUGGGAUGCUCGCCCGAUGAUGGAUACGAUCACAUUCUGAAGAAUACCUUGACGGAUGUGGAUCUUACCGGUCGUAUUUCCCUUGUUGAAGGGAUUCCCUCCGAGCACAGUAUGGAAGCUGUAAGGGAGUCCUACAGGGUUGCUAAAUUCCCAGAGCUCUUCCGGACUUCCAAGAUAACAACAACUCCUACGUGGACGGCUGUGGCCACUUCCAACAUGAAAUCUUUCAUGACUCUCUCAUCCUCCCCAAAUCAAUAUGCAGCAUCACUGUCGCGAAGUUCUACCAAUACAUCGCCGUCAGGCAGUAAUAGAACCUCAUCGACACCAUCUCUGAGUGACUCACAGAGCUCCACAGAAUUCCAACUUGUGACUUCCAAAUCAUCCAAGCCAAGCUCCCCCAAAACCGUGGAACGGAACAAGUAUGGACAGCGGGUCGACCGGCUCGAAUAUAAGAAUAUCCCCCGCGAUGAGCUGAACCGUAUUAAAAAGAUGAAACUAUGCAAUUAUCACUACCUGCUAGGUUCAUGCCCCAACACAAAUUGCUACCAUGACCAUUCCCAAAAACUGACUAAAAAUGAACUCUCCAUUUUGGCUGCUGUCGCGCGAAUGACGCCGUGUCACUUUGGCUUGGACUGUGUCGAUCCCGAUUGCAUAUACGGUCAUCGCUGUCCCUAUAAUGAGCCUGGAAAAAAGGAUUGUCACUGGGGUUUGACUUGUCGUUUCGACGCCAGUGCCCAUGGGAUUGAUACUAAUAUCGUCAAGGUCACGAAGAUUUAGGUUUUCUCUCUCUCUCUCUCUUUUUUUUUUUUUCCCUCUCUCUCUUUAUUUCUUUACCCGCAGUGUAUUAUAGUUUUCUUUGACCUUCUUCCCCCAGGGGGGACUAUUGCGCUUCGAUUCUUAUUAGGUGUCUGGCGCAUCAAAAGUGCACGUCGCAGAUUGCCUUUUCGUCCAGUGUAUUACAUAGCAGGCAUACAUUGAAGAUAAUACUUCGUAGUAUCUAAUAAUAUUGUUUAUAGACUGCGGGGAAG